AUGGACGAGGCAGCCUCACAAAUCCGCGCAUCUCUCAUCUCCCAAUCCCUACCACCCCCAUCGCAAACCUGGCUCUCCAACCUACUCUCCACGCGCCCAAGGCCACUCCCACCACUGCCCUCCCUCACAGCAACCGCCAAAGCCCGCCUCCUGGCCGCGGAUUUGACCACCCCGGACCUGCUCGACCGGGCCGGGACGUCACCAUUUCCCACAUCCGCCGCCAGCCCAGAGAUCCAAGAGACCCGCCUGGCCACGGACGUGGUCGUCCAGGUCCUGGACAUUGAGAACCUGAGCCGCAGCCGCUGGGAGCAGGUCGAGGAGCUCGAGGCCGUGGCGCGCGGCGAGCUGACCAAGGGUAGACAGAUCAUCCGGCUGCGGGAGGAUGGGGCCGAUGAUGAGGAGGGCGACGGCGUGGGUGAUGUGCCGCCUGAGGAGGGCGCGCGGCGGCAACAGCAGCAGGCGGGUGGUGGUGCUGCUGCUGCGAGGGCGACUACAGGAGGACCGGCUGUGAGCGACAAGAACGCGACGCACAAGCUUAUCGUGCAGGACUGUGCUGGAAACAAGCUCUUUGCGCUGGAACUGAGGCGGAUCGAGCGCAUGGGGAUCGGCAAGACGAACAUCGGAGAGAAGAUGUUGAUCAAGGCCGGGACGGUCAUCGCGAGGGGCACGGUGCUGCUGGAGCCGGAAAAGUGUGUCGUCCUCGGUGGGAGGGUCGAGGUUUGGCACAAGGCUUGGUUAGAAGGAAGACUCGCAAGACUGAAAGAGGUUGCAGGCGCUUCUGGCACGGAAAAUGGACAUUGA
Pyricularia grisea is the source of this 801-nucleotide messenger RNA. RefSeq lists its product as uncharacterized. The record is from RefSeq and is a predicted model, not a curated record. Lineage: Eukaryota; Fungi; Ascomycota; Sordariomycetes; Magnaporthales; Pyriculariaceae. Gene Ontology annotation, cellular component: nuclear body; RecQ family helicase-topoisomerase III complex. The transcript has a single exon. The coding region runs from base 1 to 801 and encodes 266 amino acids. Gene Ontology annotation, biological process: resolution of meiotic recombination intermediates; double-strand break repair via homologous recombination.